UCAUUUCAUUUCAUUUUUUGCUUUACCUUUACUGUUUCUCUCUCUCUCUAAGCUCUGGUUUCCUCCAUUACAAACCAAGCUUCCUUUUCUACCUUUCUUUAGGUCCCUACCACAAUCCUCUUCAUCAAUCACACUACCAACCAACUCCUUUUCCCCACUUCUUCUUUUUUCUCCACCAAAAUCAUCCAUUUUUAUUAAUCUCUCUCUCUCUCUUUUUCUGUUUCUAUGCAUUUUUCCCUUUAAAAAUUACAUUUUUUGUCUGACAUUACCUUCCAUUUUUCUUUUCUUUAUUGACCCAUUUGAGGUUACAAUCUCUUCUAGUUAACACUUCAAAGUUUCAUUUUUUGCAGUAUCUGGAAUUUAUAGGGCUUUGUAUUUUUUGUUCUUUUUUUUUUUCGUAUGCUCAUUGAGUCAUUUGGGGAUAAGAAACAAGACCCUUUAUUGUUUCUUUAAUUGUUGAAGGAAGAAGAUCAAAGAGGGUAACUUAGAUCCACACAAAGAUAGGAAUGUCUUCAUGAGUUGAUUCUACUGUAAGAAGAAUUUGGAAGAUAAAGAUUGACUUAUAGCAUCCAAUUAUGUCUUUGAAAGUCGAAUUGUCGAAGAAGACUUCAUUUUUAGGUUUGAGGUUAUGGGUUUUGAUAGGAAUAGGUGUUGGUGCAUUUAUAGUUCUGAUUCUUUGUAUAUUAUCUAUGUGGAUAAUGUUUCGGCGAAAAACAAAAAGAUCUGUGGACAAGUACUCGUUAUUUCAAAUACCACACGUCUCGAAAGAUAUCACAGUCGACAAAGUUGGUGAGCAACCUUCUCAUGAUCAAGUAGAGAGUGUGUCUAUUCAUGUUCAUGACAACUUACCACCAAGUGAUAAGAAUUCGGAGAAGUUGUUUGUUCAUUUGAGCAAAUCCAGUGAUCCUGAUAAUGUUAGUCAAUGUAGCUCGAUUUAUCAUCACGAGAGAGGACUUAGUUCGAUAUCGGGAGAAGAUGGAAACUUCGGAAAUGUUAAGAAGCACUCUACAUUGUCAUAUGGAGGGGCGGUAACUGCAUCUCCUCUGAUUGGCUUACCUGAAGUUUCUCAUCUUGGGUGGGGGCAUUGGUUCACACUUAGAGAUCUCGAACUUUCAACUAACCGUUUUGCCGCGGAGAAUGUUAUCGGUGAGGGCGGAUAUGGAGUUGUUUAUAAGGGAACAUUGAUUAAUGGAUCCAAGGUGGCAGUGAAGAGACUUCUUAACAACUUGGGACAAGCCGAGAAAGAAUUUAGGGUUGAAGUCGAGGCUAUAGGCCAUGUCAGACAUAAAAAUCUUGUGCGCUUACUCGGAUUUUGCAUAGAAGGAGUUCACAGGUUACUUGUGUAUGAGUAUGUGAACAAUGGUAACUUAGAACAAUGGUUACAUGGGGCAAUGAGCCAACACGGGGUACUUACAUGGGAAGCUCGCAUGAAAGUUAUUCUCGGCACAGCCAAAGCGCUUGCUUACUUACAUGAAGCAAUAGAACCGAAAGUUGUUCACCGGGAUAUAAAGUCUAGCAACAUUUUAAUUGAUAGCGAGUUCAAUGCAAAGGUUUCUGAUUUCGGUUUAGCCAAACUUUUGGAUUCAGGAGAAAGUCACAUAACUACCAGAGUAAUGGGAACAUUUGGUUAUGUUGCACCAGAAUAUGCUAAUUCCGGCUUGUUAAAUGAGAAGAGCGACAUUUACAGCUUUGGCGUUCUCUUACUAGAAGCGAUUACCGGAAGGGACCCUGUAGACUAUACGCGUCCAGCCAAUGAGGUGAAUCUUGUUGAGUGGCUUAAAAUGAUGGUGGGGACAAGGAGGGUCGAAGAAGUUGUGGACUCGAGCCUUGAAGUGAAACCAUCAACACGUGCUUUAAAGCGUGCUCUUCUUGUUGCGUUUAGGUGUGUCGAUCCUGAUGCAGAGAAGAGACCUAAAAUGAGUCAAAUUGUGAGGAUGCUUGAAGCUGAUGAAUAUCCAUUCAGAGAGGAUCGAAGGAAUAGAAAAAGCCGCACUGCAAGCAUGGAAAUUGAAUCUCUAACAGAUAUUUCUGGUCCUUCAGAUACCAGUAAGAUGAAGAAUUCUGAAGACAUUUCACUUGAAAAAACUCAAGGGUAGUAGAAUUGAGAGAAUUUCAUGACUUAACCUUGGUGCUCAAUUACCUUUAUAUGAAGUUUGUGUUGAGAAAACUUUUUUUGAUGCAUCUUGAGAAGAGAAUUAUAUGAAAGAUAGUUCAAUUGGACAAUGAAGCAUUAAUCAAAAGACAUGACACACCAAAUUUGCAAGGAGGAUGGAAUCAGUGUUAGUUUUGUACAUAUGUCUGCUGAGCUAAUACCCUCAUGAUUGCCAUUGUUUUUGUCUGAUGGAGAGUUGUGAUAAGAAAAAAAAAAAUGAUGUUUGGUGAAAAUUAGAUAUAUGGCUUCAUUAUCCUUGAAUUUUGCUUAAGUUAUGUAUUUAUAUUUAUAUAUGCUCCAAAAAGUCUCAAGUGAAGUUAUGAUAUCCCUCUCUUUUAAAUUAUUUCUUCA
Molecule: messenger RNA, 2503 nt
Organism: Cicer arietinum (chickpea)
Lineage: Eukaryota; Viridiplantae; Streptophyta; Magnoliopsida; Fabales; Fabaceae
Product: probable receptor-like protein kinase At2g42960
Biological process (GO): protein phosphorylation
Molecular function (GO): protein kinase activity; ATP binding
Source: RefSeq, a predicted model, not a curated record